GCUAGUAUGUAGGUGUUGGUAAACCAUUCCUAAGGGUUGCUUGCUGCUGAUAAAACGUAAAAUGGUUUGAUUGUAGAAGCAUAUUUUUACUUAACAGGAAAUAUACUGCAUUUAAAUAAUUUGGCAGAUACAAGAAAGAUUAAUUUUCUCUGUCCUGAUAAGAGUAGAUACACCACGUGUGGUGUGGAUGACGUACAAUUCAGCAGGCAGACUUUUCUUCAGCGUAUGCCUGUGUCAUUCUGGUCUAAGAGAGUUGCACCGUAAUGGAGUGUUAUCAGCAAUGUACAUUCUGAAUCACAAAGAUAUUGCUCAAGAACAUCAAGUCAUUAAGAAAGGUGUUUUUUAAGAUGCUAAUGAAGGAAGAAGAAAAGAUGACUUCUGAAUGCAAAGUUGGAGGAGCACCCAGUGGACAGGCAGUCCUGAAUUAUGGGCAGUAUCAAUACUCCGCAGAAGAGUACCAGGCUAUUCAGAAAGCGCUGCGACAGAAGUUGGGGCCUGGUUACAUCAGCACCAGGCAAGCUGGAGGUGGACAAAAGGUUUGUUACAUCGAGGGUCACAGGGUGAUCAAUCUUGCAAAUGAAAUGUUUGGCUACAACGGAUGGUCUCAUUCAGUUACACAACAAAAUGUUGAUUUUGUGGACCUUCUCAAUGGAAAAUUUUUUGUGGGUGUCAGUGCUUUUGUGAAAAUCUUGUUAAAGGAUGGCUGUUACCAUGAGGAUGUUGGUUAUGGAGUAAGUGAAGGGUUAAAAUCAAAAGCUUUGUCACUAGAGAAAGCCAGGAAAGAAGCAGUCACAGAUGGACUGAAAAGGGCACUCAAGUGUUUUGGAAAUGCCCUUGGUAACUGUAUCAUGGACAAGGAAUACCUGAAAGCAGUAAACAAGCUUCCACGACAGAAUUCAUCUGAGUUGUCCUUAGCAGACACUAAAAGGACAGACUUUGAGCCAUCUGUGGAGAAGGCUAGGUACAGUAGUUAUUUACCUGCGCAGGAUCAAAAACCUGCAGACCAGUCUAGAGAAUGUUUAACGUUAAGUCAUCCGGUACAGACAACCACUGAGCCUGAACAAGAAAGGUCAUCAUCCUAUAACCAAAAGAAAAGUCAAGAAGCGGAUCAUGAUUGCUUGAGAAAAGACCUUGCAGAGGGCACAGUAGAGUUAGACGCAACUCUUCAGAGGAAGCUUCGACAGAAACAACUUCAGCAAGAGUUCUGGGAGAAGAUGGCAAAGCAACAGCAGCAACUAGUAAUUCACUCAUCAUCUGAAGAGUCAACGACUCACAGAGAUGUGAAGUCUACAUCACUGGCCCCUGAGAUAAGUCACAGCACUCCAGUCACAGAAGCAAAGGUAGAAGAAGAGUUUUUAGCAGAUGAUCCAGAACUGUGGGACUUUCCUUUAGACAACGGUCAUACUGAGCCAUUUGCUAGUCGCACUAAACCAGAGCCAUCUUUCCAGUCCAGGAAUUCUUCUACACCCAGACAGAAGCAUUAUAUAAAGACCCGCAGUAAAACUCCACAGGGAGUGAAUGCCCAGCGGCCCAACCAAAUACACACAGGAAACCAACACCAUGUAGCUGAUCACAGCCCCUACAGACAUGGUCAUUUUAUGAAGAAACGAAAGCUAGAACCAACAUAAGGAAAGAGUCGACCAAGCCCAUCUUUAGCUUGUCCAUCCAGUGUACAAACAGAAUUGUUUCCUUUCUGGCCUCAAAAGUAGUCAUUUUGCAUAUUCACAAGGUAAAGAAUGUAAUAUGUGUGGCUUUUUAUUCUGACCCUUAAGUCAACACAUUUUAUUCUAUUUAAAACUCAGUCACAUUGCUAAUCAUUAUUGUAAAAUUGUAUUUACUUUGAGUUGCCAUAUACUGAGGUGUUGUCAUUGCUAUUGUUGGACCACAGUCCAGUUUUGUCAAGUUUCUAAAGUUAAGCUAGCCUUAAGUUCUAGAUGUCCCAUAAGGUGCAUCUGGUUUUUACCAUGACUUCAGAAUACCAGUCUGAUGUUGCACUUGUAUACAUUUAGGAAGACAGCAUUCAUUUGGUUUUAUGUAUAGUAUUUAUUCAAGAAGUAGUAUGACUAGCCUUAAACUCUUACUCUCAGACAAGUGUAUAGUUUUAAAUCUAGAUUUUGUAAGAAUUCUGUUUGCUGUGUUAUAACAUUUAUUCUGAAUUUAAGAAGUGUGAUGUUUUUAAUGCAUUGGUAAAAGCUCUUAAUACUGCAUUUUAAGGUCUGGCAGUUAUAUUCAUUAUAUACACUGAUUGCUACCUUUUAUGUUUUGUAUGUUGUAUGUGAAGUAAAACAUUAUUUUGUACUUUGA
This is a messenger RNA of Protopterus annectens (West African lungfish), 2304 nucleotides long. RefSeq names its product RAD52 homolog, DNA repair protein (gene RAD52). Lineage: Eukaryota; Metazoa; Chordata; Ceratodontiformes; Protopteridae. The transcript has 13 exons. The coding region runs from base 348 to 1628 and encodes 426 amino acids. Gene Ontology annotation, biological process: double-strand break repair via homologous recombination; DNA recombinase assembly; mitotic recombination. The record is from RefSeq and is a predicted model, not a curated record. Gene Ontology annotation, cellular component: nucleus.